UUAUGUAUUUUUUUUUAGCUCCUUAGUGCAAAUAUGGAAAUUAAAUCCUAAAAUAACACUAUAAUCUCGAGGAUGGCCCCUCCCCCCAAAGUUCUUGAAUUAAAGAAAUGGCCAAGUUUAGCUCAAACUACAAACCCCAAGGUGCAAGAGACCUUUCAAUUCUUCAACAUUUGAGAUCCAAGCAAACUAAGGCCUUCCUUUUGUCCUCACCAUAAAGUCAACAUCUCGAGGGAGUCCAAAAGUUCUUUCUUUCUCUCUCUACCUCGCCCUCUUUUCUCUUUCUCAAUGGUAAUCACCAUCACCACCACCUUGAGAAUCACCAUCACCAUCACCAUCUCUGGUUGUCCAAGCUCUGAAAGGAUUCACAGCUCCUUAUAAUCCAAUCCUAGUACAUCAGCAACAACCUCAGCAACACAGCAACAAACAAAAGGCAUGCAUCCAUUCCUGUUUUUGGCACCAUCAUUAAUUGCUAUCUUUGCCCUCUUGGAUGUGCAUAUAUAUAAUCUUUAAGCCACUUUCCCUUAAUACCUUGCCUUUUAAGCACUCCUUCCUUCCUUGUUAUUGCAACUCUCUUCUUUCUUCACCUGUUCCUCUUCCAUCUUCCUUUUCAUCUUCUUCUUCUCUCUCUCCAUUUCCAAGGAGCAUGCCUGAAUGUCCACAACAAGGGAGAAGUGUGAUGAGUUAGGGAAGAAGAUCAAGAGAGAAACAGAUGUUACCGAUCGAAUGGGAAGACGACAUCUGUUAGGUCCUGCUGCAGGGGCCUUGAACACAAUAACACCAUGCGCUGCUUGCAAGCUCUUGAGACGACGAUGCGCACAAGAGUGCCCUUUCUCUCCCUACUUCUCCCCUCAUGAACCUCAAAAGUUUGCAUCUGUUCACAAGGUCUUCGGCGCAAGCAACGUCUCCAAGAUGCUAAUGGAGGUGCCUGAACCCCAGAGAGCUGAUGCUGCAAAUAGUCUUGUUUAUGAAGCUAAUGUGAGGCUAAGGGAUCCUGUUUAUGGAUGCAUGGGUGCUAUCUUGGCUUUGCAACAACAAGUUCAAGCUUUGGAAGCAGAACUCAACGCAGUUAGAACUGAGAUACUGAAACAUAAGUACAGGCAAACAACAAGCAUCAAUAUCAAUCCUUCAUCUCAUGUUGCUUUGCUUGCAUCCACUGCAGAUGUGUCAGUAGCUGCACCGCCUCCUCUCCGAUCAACUCCGAUGAUCACUCAGCAUAGUACUGCUGGCGUCCCUUCUGUUUCUCCUAUUAUGUACACCCCUCCCUCUAGCUCCACUGAAUACAGCUCCAUCACAAAUGAGAAUAUUCCAUUCUUUGGGUGAAGAAGUUCUUGCAAGCUAUCAUAUAUGAACCAUGUGCUUCAAACAAAAGAGGUGGAAGUCUACACUGGUUUGUUUGUUACUUGUGUACCAAUUUUUGUUUUGAAAUUCAAGCCUAAGUAUCAUGCAUGGUCAUGAUAAUUUUAUUUUAUACUACACAUAAAAACUUGUAGAAUGAUAGCUACCUUUUGAUUAUCUUCCACUUCUCACCUGUGUUUCUCUUCCUAUAUUUCCAUGUUUUAUUUCA
Molecule: messenger RNA, 1564 nt
Organism: Dioscorea cayenensis subsp. rotundata (Guinea yam)
Lineage: Eukaryota; Viridiplantae; Streptophyta; Magnoliopsida; Dioscoreales; Dioscoreaceae
Product: LOB domain-containing protein 15
Exons: 3
Coding region: 652-1320 (222 amino acids)
Source: RefSeq, a predicted model, not a curated record